GCUUCAUAGAUAAAGAACAGAGAUAACAUAAAAAAAAAAAAAAGUUUGAAGCUUUUAACUAUCCCAGUUUGAAGCUUUUUAAUCUUUCUUUUGAUCUAAAACCAGAAGAUUGUUCUUUUGUCUUCUUCUUUGGCAAAUUCAACUGUUCUUCUAUUCGUUUCGUCUGUGAUGAAUUGCCAUUCACCUUCAACAAGAUGAAUGGAUUCUCCACCGUGGAUGGUUUCUUGGAGAUAACCGAAUCCGUAGCUGAGAUGAUAAAGUUCGUGGCGAAUGAACCCUCAGUAGGACUUUUCUACAUUCAACAGCACACCGAGAAUGCCAUUCCUAACGUAGUUAAUCUCCGUAAUCACGUUGUAGAAAAAUCUCAUGAAGCAACUUUACACACACAAGACUUGGAAGAUUCUAUCACCACGGUGAGAUCGAUGAAGGAAUGCGGUUUCCCAAUUGCAGACGAGAUGAUUAAGGACAUUAAGAGUUCCUUAAUGUUAAUGUCCUCAAAACAACCGAAGAGAGGAUUGAUCCACAGCCCUGCUUCAAGCUUUCGGAUGGGAAGAACUAGCUCUUCGGGACCAAUGUCUUGGAAUCCUGCUGGGAACAUCCAGUUUGAUGGGAGUAAUUAUUUUUCGACUGUAAUCAAGUCCGCAAAACAAAAAGCAAGCAAUUUUAAGUGGCCACAACUUGAUACCAAGGAACAGAUGGAAACCGAGCCCCAAAAGCCACCUUCACAACCAGCUCCACCGUCAAUUCCUGAUACAGAAGCUGAUGAGCUACCGGUAUCGGGUCAAAUGGCCGAUGAACCCAAUGAAGAAGAUGAAAAGGAAGAACCCGAGGAUGAUGUUGAACUUUCACACCAUAAGUUAUCGUUCGGGUCCGAAAACUUCGACGAAUUCAAGGCAGAUAAAGAGGCUAAAUUAGAACAAUGGUUGCAAGGGACCGAAGGCAAAAAUGGAUGAAAGUGAGUUUUGGAAAUACUGUUUUUUUUUAAUAUAUACAUACGGAUUGGUGUGGUUUUAUCUAUGUUAGGUCCAAAUCAAUUUUUUUUCUUGAAAUAUUCGUGUUUGAUACAUAUCUGGAUAAAUGUAUUAGGCUAUGAUUCUUCUGAUCAACUUUUAAAAAAAUUGAAUAUACUCGAAAGCCUGGGCUCGAUUGAAAAAAUCAAAGAUUAAUUUGGAUAAAUGUAUUAGGCUAUGAUUCUAA
Messenger RNA from Gossypium raimondii (Peruvian cotton), 1197 nucleotides. RefSeq lists its product as uncharacterized. Lineage: Eukaryota; Viridiplantae; Streptophyta; Magnoliopsida; Malvales; Malvaceae. The transcript is spliced from 2 exons. The coding region runs from base 195 to 953 and encodes 252 amino acids. The record is from RefSeq and is a predicted model, not a curated record.